This is a messenger RNA of Alligator sinensis (Chinese alligator), 2758 nucleotides long. It is a transcript of the gene CYB5R5, whose product is annotated as NADH-cytochrome b5 reductase-like. The transcript has 7 exons. Gene Ontology annotation, molecular function: oxidoreductase activity. The record is from RefSeq and is a predicted model, not a curated record. Lineage: Eukaryota; Metazoa; Chordata; Crocodylia; Alligatoridae. The coding region runs from base 1514 to 2440 and encodes 308 amino acids.
UUGGAAAGACCCCCUUCGCCCUCUGGCGCCUGAGGGGGCGGGGCUCUUCCCUGUUGUGGGCGGGGCAAUGGGGGGAAGAGUGGGUGGCCCCACGUGGCCCUUCCUGGCCAGACCUGGGCCUGCUCCACUCAGCCAGGGCUAGGGCUGCCCUGGGAGGGGGGUCCCCACCUCUGGACCAGUCAGUCUCUAAGGGACACCUCAGCAGUGGUUCCUGCCCAAGCCUAACCUGGCCGUCCCCAACCCCGACCCCGUGGAGUGCAGGGCAGCGGGGGAGGGGGCGGCCAUAUGAAUGACCAUCACUCCCCCGCACCCAAAUCUCUUACCCCGCAGGGGGUCCCACGGGCCGGCUGCCCCUAGCGACCCUUCCCCUGUUCGGCACCCGCCACAUGUGGAGUCGGAGAUGCCAGAGGAGAUGUCCCUCCCGCAGCCAGGAGCGGACAUUUCCCAGGCCCCGGCGGCGCCCUCGGCCCCGUCACCUCCUGCGGCUGUAAAUCCCGCACGAUAACGGCACCCGGCGUCAAAAAAAAGGUCCUUUCUCUUGCUAGUUUUCAACCCGGUGAACAGCAAGUUUGCUCGCUCCACGCCCCCGUGAUGGUCUGGACCUCCACCCUAUCCCCCCUCGGUCUUCUCCUCUGCUACCUGUACUGAUGGAGCGGCCUUUAGUCUCUGCUGGUCUGGCAGCUGCUCCAGGCCUUGAUCAUCUUGGUUGUGCUCCUCUCUCUGCCUUUCCUCGUUCGACUACGCCCUCUCUGAGACGCGAGGAGUCACGCUGCCCACGGGAUUCAAGAGGCGGGCGCCCCGUGGACCUGUAGAGCAGCGCGAUGAUGUUCUCUGUUCUGUUUUCCUUUGGGCCUUGGCCAGGGCUCGGUGGCAUGGGCCAGGCUGAAGGAGCCCCCGGCCGAGCCGAAACACCUGCCAGGGCAAGGAGGCUGCUGCGCCUGUCCAGGGGUGGUCGGCGUCUGCCCUGACUGAGAUCCCCCAAUUCCUGGGGGAAGCAAAGCCUACAGGGACCUACUUCCCUAGUCAGACUCCCCAUUUUGAGCCUUUCUGAUCAGUCUUGGGAAUUGGAAACACGCUCUCUAGGUGAGUGGAGGUUUUCCCCACCUGCAAGCAAGUAACUAAAAACUCACCACCACCUGAAACAGAGUUGAAAAGGUUGAUGUUGCAGCACCUCAUGGAGGCAGCAUCUCCUGAGCAAGCCCAGCCACUCUGAACAGGCUGCUGGUUCCCACUCCAACCUUUGCCCGUUGCUUUGAGUCGGGAGGUUGGGCCAAGCAACUGAAAGAGAGUGGAUUUAUCAUUAAGAAACCUCACCAGCAUCGUGGGGCAACACGACAGGCUUAAGCAACACACUUCUAGUAUCUCACAGACCUCCUUUGUUUCUUUACUGAGACUGUAACCUCACUUUGGGGGUAUACUUUGCUCUCCCAGAUGUUAUUAGCUCAUUCUAAGUGGAAAGCCAAGAUCAUAGUACCUAUCACAAGGAUUUUACGGUCUUUGGAUGAAAAAGUAAAUGAGCGAAAGCGAGGAUGACUGGCUCGCUCUCAAACCCAGCGAACCGCUGCCGUCUCAGUGCUGUGGCAGUGGCUGCAAACCCUGCAUCUCCGAUUUGUAUCAGAAGGAGCUAGCACAAUGGGAAAAGGCCAGAGCCAAGAAGGACAAAAGCCUCCUGAGCAAACAGAAGGAGCAGAGUUGUAAUUCAGAGCUAAAUCCAGAUACAUUUACUGCAUUCAGCAUAAACUCUGUGGAACAGCUAACACAGGACACCUACCUGUAUAGAUUUGAAUUACCAGAAAAUAGCAGCCUGGGAUUGAGUUUAGGACAACACGUUGUGUUAAGAGGGGAGGUGAAUGGCUUGGAAGUUCAGAGAGCUUAUACUCCAAUUAGCCCUGUGAAUGCAGAAGGGUACUUUGACGUUUUAAUAAAAUGCUAUGCAAGUGGACUCAUGUCACAAUACAUAAAAUCCUGGAAAAAAGGAGAGACAAUCUUUUGGCGAGGGCCGUUUGGAGGCUUCCCAUAUAGACCUAAUCAGUAUGGAGAACUACUCAUGCUUGCCUCUGGUACUGGCCUGGCUCCAAUGCUUCCCAUCCUCCAGUAUGUAACCGAAAACGAAGAUGAUGAAACCUUUAUCACCCUGGUUGGCUGCUUCAGGACCUUUGAAAAUAUCUACUUGAAACCUCUUCUCCAAGAUCUGUCUCGAUACUGGAACGUCAGAAUGUUUUACAUCCUAAGCCAGGAACAUUCACUGAAGGAACUUCCUUGGAGCUAUCAGAAAAACACAUACACUGGCCAUAUAAAUGAAAACUUGAUUAAGGAAAUAAUUGGUUCAUGUAGAAAAAAGCCAUUUGUGCUGAUAUGCGGCUCAGAAGCAUUUAAUAAAGACAUGGCUACAUGUUUGAAAGCAGUUGGACUUGAAGAGGAUUCAUAUUUUGCAUUUUAGCAAAAUACGUUGAUAUAAGUAUCACAUGUUAACCAUGCAGACCCCAACCUCAGUAUGUUUAUUGACCAGUUUGAUUUUCUCAUGCAUGCAUUUUCAUAAGACUCUGUACAAGAUAUUUCAUAAAGUGUCUUUACGGUAAUUGCUAACAGAUUGUUUUAAAAUUUGUAUGAACCAGCUGACUGUACAGGGUAGCUGCUACAAUACUUUGUCACAGCGGGGAGAACGAAGGUUGGUGGCAGAAAUACUAACUGAGAAUUUCAUCGAGGACCUGCAAAGUUUCUUUCACUUUUCCAUGCAAGUUAUCAUUUCCAUUUUGUA